Molecule: messenger RNA, 1500 nt
Organism: Anopheles stephensi (Asian malaria mosquito)
Lineage: Eukaryota; Metazoa; Arthropoda; Insecta; Diptera; Culicidae
Product: vitelline membrane protein 15a-1-like
Exons: 1
Coding region: 867-1373 (168 amino acids)
Source: RefSeq, a predicted model, not a curated record
UAAGUAAUUACAAGAUUGUAUCAUUCAUUUAUCCCUUGCAUUUAUUUAUUUAAAUUUAUCUGUUAAAUAGUUGACCUAAAGUUAAAUUCUCUGAAAUAUUUCAAUAACGAAAUGGUAUCCAAAACAGCCAAAAAACCACAAACUCAACUACCUUCUACUUUCCGUAAAAGUCCGGGGCUUAUCGCUACAAUUCGUGUAGGCUGUUGACUUAAUUGACUUAAAUGAGCAAAUAAACAGCAAAAAAAAAUUCGCCAAGCUUCAAAACGAUUCAUAAUUUUCUGUCCGCUGCACAUUCCGUGCAAAGUACUGAUUCAAAUUUACCGAACCCCACUUUUGAGCGUCCCGAAACGAUGACCAUCGAUACCGGGUCAUAAAUAUCGAAUGGUGAAUCAAUUUACACUCCGCGUUGCCAAAAACCAAAGACUCUGGCGCGCCCAUCCCCCGCAAAAGUGCAAGUGUUUGCAGACGAAGCGAAACGAAUGCGUAUGGCACAAUCAUAAUCACCUCCUUCCCCCCGGUCAUAAAGUGGUCAAUGUACGGCGGGCCGUUUUUUCGUGACAACUACCCAUAAAUGCUUGAUUGAUGAUAGGAGUUUGCGAGUUGCCUUCAAAAAAACACAUGCGUGGCAUGCGUAUUGGAAAUCGAAAUGUUUUGAAUUUGGCGGUGCCCGUCCUGAUGGCUGUUGUUGUUGUCGUCUUCAGCGCGAGUUGCUAAAUCGGUGUUAAGUCGAAGCAUUUUCCCUCCACCACAAGCGUAAGCCCCAAGGGGUUGGUUUUUGUAUGAAAAACGCAGACAAAAAAUAUCCAAAAACUCGCCAAAAAAAGGAAUCGAUUCGUUGAAAAUCACAAUCAAUUAAACGUCGCUCGAUGGAAGCCCGAUUAAACGUCAUGCGUAGGCGUUUUGCUGGUGGCGAAAAUCGGCCUAUAAAUAGUGACGCCACGUUUCGAACACCACAUCAAGUAGUAUUCCGCAUCCGGUUAGGCCGCCCGGUAGUAGUCAGCUUGAGAAAACAACUCAAUAACCCACCCUCCGUGUCCGUGAUCAUGCAGUCCAUCGCAGUCGUCCUGCUGUCCGUGUGUGUGCUCGGCUGUAUGGCCCAGUACGGUGGUUAUGCACCGCACCCGAAACCAGCACCGAAACCUGCCCCGGUCUACCAUCACGCCCCGGCCCACCCGAUGCAUCACGGUGGCGGUUAUCAUGGCGGCAAGGGAGGCCAUGUGCCGUGUGGCGCGAACCUGCUCGUGUCCUGCUCGCCUCACGUAGCGCACGUGCCCUGUGUGCCAGCCCACGGCCAUGGUGAACAUCAGUACGGUGGCCACCAGCACGGAGGAUACCGAGCGUUCGAUCAGGCCGAAACGGAAGCUGACGAAUGAGUUGCUGCGAGCUGAAGGAAGCGACCCAGUCUGCGGAAUGCUGCGAUGCAGCUGAUGUUUUGAUGUGUGCGUGAGUGUGUGAUAAUAAAAUGCUGAACGUUAGAGAGCGCAUCCGUCCCUUUGCAAA